AUGUUAAUUCGAGGUCACUCCUUACGUCUUUCAGGGUUGAACGGCACCCUACGGCACCCACCUACCCCAUCUUACUAAGCAAAGCCGUUGGCGAUUUUCAAACCCCACCCAUAAUUAACUAUGUACCACCAUGCCCGAGCCCCUACCCCGAAACCCAUUCCGUCCAUCCUCUGAUGAACACAUUGCGUAUGAGUCUUGUCUUUGCCUCGAAGCUCUUGGUAGCUGGGGCUCGGUCGCGGGUAACGAAGUCAUCUUCAAGUUCAGUCCAGAGGUCGCGGCGCGAGUCUUGGGCUACGCGCUUAUUCACACUCCUACUGAAGGCAUGGUGAAAGAAAUUUGCAGUUGCGAUGGUGAGGGGGAGGUGCUUGUGGGUUUAGGGUAUCUGUAUGUUGUGUGUGUUAUUGAGAUGUUUAAGGACCCGAAGCUGAAGGUGAAAGGUUCGGUCUCGACGCCUCAUAAUCCCGGACCGUCAUUCCAAGGAGCUCGAUUCUCGCAGCCCACGACCAGUUCAAGUGAUGCUAAAAACCUCGCUUUGGCUCGAGAUAACUACAGGUGUAUCCUCUCCGGGAACGUGGACAUCAACAGCUUCGACGACGGCCUGACGACGGUGAACGAAGCAGCCGGAGAGGGAAUGAGAAGUACAGUGCUGGGUCAUAUAGUGUUCGGCCCGUCGACGGCGGAUUAUACGGUCGGACUGACGGAUGUCGUGCGGAGGAAGUUGGCGUGGGUGACGUCUGCUGCAGCUGUCAUCAAACGGUUUACCAAUGUCGAUUUCCAGAGUGAGGGCGAGAGUGAUAUCCACCGAGCGGAGAACACCUUCACGGUCACGCCCGACUUUCAUCACGCGUUUGACGAGCUCCGGGUUUCUCUUCGUCCGAUCGAGGAUGAUAAUGUACGUCUGUUGCCCUUUUCCCUCCCCUCCUUCUUGACCUAUAUACAAUAAUACAACACCAACAUGCACACCUACGAAAUUCACACCCACCCAAUCAAUCGAAACACCCUCUACGGCCUCCCCAACCAAGUAGCCCUCACAGACGCGACAGGUGGGCGGUUCCCCCUUCCCAAC
Desarmillaria tabescens is the source of this 1066-nucleotide messenger RNA. RefSeq lists its product as uncharacterized. Lineage: Eukaryota; Fungi; Basidiomycota; Agaricomycetes; Agaricales; Physalacriaceae. Bases 131 to 943 code for a protein of 270 amino acids. The transcript has 4 exons. The record is from RefSeq and is a predicted model, not a curated record.